Messenger RNA from Scylla paramamosain (green mud crab), 5475 nucleotides. RefSeq lists its product as uncharacterized. The record is from RefSeq and is a predicted model, not a curated record. NCBI's taxonomy places the organism in Eukaryota, Metazoa, Arthropoda, Malacostraca, Decapoda, Portunidae. Bases 3536 to 4312 code for a protein of 258 amino acids. The transcript has 2 exons.
UUUUUUUUUUUUUUUUUUUUUUUUUUUUGAAGUUGUUAAGGUUUUCAAGAGUUCUGUUCAGUUUAGUUCAGUUCAUUAGUACAGGUGUCAUGUGCAUUUGUAUUAACUUCUAGUCUCCCUUUCUUGUUUUGCUCUUGUUUCUUUGUUCAAGUGCUGGUGUCAGUGUUUUCAUGAUUCCAGUGACAGUUUGACAAGGUUCCCGCAUCAUCAGUGGAAAAAAAAAACAUGAGAACCAGACUAAUUAUCUCUCUGGACUUUAAAAAUUACCAUAAUGAACGGCCGAAGUGCAUUAACGAGUCUCGCUGUAUCAGAGGACUAAGAACGAAGGGAAAGCACGAAACACUGUGGAAAUUACUGCAGAAUGUUACUCUUGCCUGUUGACCAGCAGUGUACCCUCAUCUCGCCUCGCCUGCACCUCAGCCUUGCAUUCCUCUGUAGUCUGCAUCUUUUAUCUGACUCUUUAAAUGUACACCUGUCUGCCGUCCUGCCUCACUGUGUGUAAUUAAUUUUCCAACUCUAUUUUUUCCCGUCUAUCUUUCCUCCCCCUUUACUUUUCAGUUCUCAGUCUUUCCUCAUCCAUGUUUUCUUUCAGUCCCUCACAUUUUUUUCCUCAUUUUCCUCUUCCACCCUCCUAAACCUUCCCUCUAUUUUCCCCUUCCACCUUCCCUCACAGUCAUCCUCCCUACUUUCCUCCUUCCCCAUCUUCCCCAGCUACCUUCAGUUACCUCCCCAGUCUCAUCACUCCCCUCCCUGUCACUCUCCCCACCAUAUAAGCUACAACCCAUACCUCUCCCCACCACCUCAGUUUCCCCCCUAUCCUUGAAAACAGCCCUACCCAUUCUCCCUUCCUCUUCCUCCCCCAUCACCUACUGGACUCUCCCCCCACCUGUUUCACCUGUUGGUAGCGCCCUUCCCACGCCUCCCUGUUUACCUGUAUGUACCCCCUCACCUCCACCUAGCCACCUGCCGCCUCACCUUGGCCGGAAUGGGUUGGUGGUUAGAUGGGUGGGUGGGUGGGUGUUAGGAUGAAAGGUGAAAGGUAGACAAUGAGUUACCUUCCCAUAUUGCUGUUUAAAUUACCUGUUUUGGACUGAAGAAUGAUGAGAGAGAGGGUGGAAUGUUUAAGCCUGAAGAAUAAUGAGAGGAAGAAGCGUUUUUGGGGAGAAGUAAUGAGUGAGAAGGUAAAUUCUUGAGUUAAAAGGCAAUGGAGGAGUGAGAGCCUGCGUACGGUGAGAAUGUAAUGAGUUUGGAGCGUUUUUGGCCUGAUAAUUAAUGAGUGAACCCGUUUGUAGUAGCAUUUUGAUGUGUUUGUUGUUUUUGUUAUUGUUUUUUUUAUGCGUGAGUGAGACUGACGCAUAAAUAAUAAUAAUAAUAAUGAUAAUAAUAAUAAUAAUAAUAAUAAUAAUAAUAAUAAUAAUAAUAAUAAAGUAAAAUUAGUUUCCUGCUUUAAAAAACAGUAAACAAAACGAGAAAAAAUGCUAAUAGGAAUAAAAAAAAAAGUAAAUAAAUAACACAGGAAAAGAUUUGUUCCUCAUCACUCAUUCCCAUUAUUCCAUAUUAAGUUACCCAACAAAUGCUGGACUUAACGAGCCAAACGCGCCAUGAAAACUCUAGAUUAACCUGAUGUAUAUUGGAAUAACCGCCAGCAGUAAGUCUUACAAACAGCGGCAGGCGAGCGUCAGACAAGCAGGAAGUCACCACACCGCCGCGGCACCGGAAUCAAAUUGACUAGCGUGAUUGCAACUUUUUUUUCUGUUUUUUUUCCUGUUAACGUUUUGGAGAUUGGCAAUUACGUCGGCUUUAUAAUUCCCUUUUUUAUUCAUUUUGUUUAUUCAGUUUUGCUUUAUUUUAUUCGUUAGUGUAUUUUUGUCCUUUUUCAGCCUGCGUAUACAGAAAAAGAAGUCACUUGCAUCAUUUACAACACGGUCACCUGCGUUAUUUAGGAAGGUGAAAGACUGACUGACUGGAAUAAAGUUAGAAGGUAGAGUGUAUUUGGGUUGGGUCGCAACAAAAAUAGAGUGACAAGGGUGACGAGGGUGAUUCAAGGCCUCACGUUUUCUUUAUUUACGGAGAGGAGUCAGACACCUAAAUUUAGAUUCCUUAAGUGAUGAACUGAAAUAAACUGAACUGAAGGCGUGAAAUUAACUUCGACAUAACCCUGUAAAAAAAAAAAAAGGUGACAAGACGAUAUUGAGAAUGCUGUCCUGGUACAAAGGUGAUCUGGUGGUACUGAAGACUGUAAUGUUCAUCUCCUAAUAUUGUUUAAAGUAAGAAAAAAAAGAAAAUUAAACAGGAAAAAGCGAAUUCAAAAGUGCUGACAAUUUUGAUUAACAUUAUAUAAAAAAAAAAAAAAAUGCGGAAAUAGUGGAUGAUGCAAAGGUUGAUGGUACUUAAAAUUGCACUACGUAAAAAAAAGGAAAGAAAAGAAAAGACAAAAAAAGUGGACAUCAUUCAAGGCCCAAGACAAUUCCCAUAAGGAGACGAGUCAAAUAAAACACCUUAAUUUGCAUUCCCUAAUAAAGGAGAAGGAUGAGGAGUGGGUGAGUGAUGCCGCCGAGGUGUUUUAUCAAGGCGCGCAGGGUGUAGAGGUGGUUAUAUCUGAUUCCUGCAAAUUACGGAGUGGAUCUGAACCUGUAGCGGCGUGUGUGUGUGUGUGUGUGUGUGUGUGUGUGUGUGUUAGGUUGAGAUGUGUUUGGGUUUUUAUUUGACGGGGGAGCGGGGGGACGGGGGACUGGCGGCUCGGUGGAUCUUUCUCUCUCUCUCUCUCUCUCUCUCUCUCUCUCUCUCUCUCUCUCUCUCUCUCUCUCUCUCUCUCUCUCUCUCUCUCUCUCUCUCUCUCUCUCUCUCUCUCUCUCUCACUUGCGUUGGUCUUGGCCGGCGUCCCUCUUACCUGACAAAGUUUAUAAAAGGGAGAGGGAGUGUGAUAUAUUGUGCUUUUUUUUUUUUUUUUUUUUUUUUUUUUUUUUUUGUGUGUGGAUUUUAGAGAUCUGCCAGUUGAAAAAUUAUAAAGGAUAAAGAAAAAAAGGUUGAUGAUACCGGAUCUCCCCCCAAAAAAAGAAAAAUAUAUAUAACUGGAAUUUUCUUUUCUUCUUUCCCUCCUUCCUUAUUUUUUUUAUUAUUAUCAUUAUUAUUUUUUUAUUGUGAAACCAGUACACUUAUUAGACAAAUAAAUAACGCUAACCCUUUGACUACUAUUGGUACACCUGACCUUAAUUAAUAAUCACUCAGAGACAUCUUUCCUUGUUACACAGCCACCUCCUAUCUUUAAGCUGCCCAGAAAUUACAAAAUCUGUUCAUUUUAAUCCCCUUCUUUCUUGUAGAUGCUUAUAAAGGCUUCAUACAUUACUUCCGGUGCUGUUAAUUGUUUCGUAUUGCAUUGAAGGGGUUAAGGAAGGGUUCGAAUUGCCAGUGUUAUGGAAAGAUUAUGCAAGAGGAACAAACAGACAACCCUGACUCAAUAGAAAAAUAAUAAUAAGCUUGUUUGUAUCUAAGGUAACAAAUGAGCGGAUGUUACUGAGAAUUAUGGGAACAAGUAAUGAUGGUGAUGUUAAUGGUCAGUCUAAGUAGUGCAAGAUCUGCCAGCUCAUUUACUCAAGGGCACCCACCACCACCACCACCACCACCACCACCACCACCACUGUGCCCUUCAGUGUCCUUAAAGGCUCCUAGACACAUGACUGGCGUAAUUAUUGCCUUGUGUUCAUGCCGUGUCUCUUGCACUCUCUUAAUUCCCACGCUCUUGUCUUUAGUUAGUCACGUUGUUGUUGUUGUUGUUGUUGUUGUUGUUGUUGUUGUUGUUGCUUCUUCUUCUUCUUCUUCUUCUUCUUCUUCUUCUUCUUCUUCUUCUUCUUCUUCUUCUUCUUCUUCUUCUUCUUCUUCUUCUUCUUCUUCUUCUUCUUCUUCUUCUUCUUCUUCUUCUUCUUCUUCUUCUUCUUCUUCUUCUUCUUCUUCUUCUUCUUCUUCUUCUUCUUCUUCUUCUUCUUCUUCUUCUUCUUCUUCUUCUUCUUCUUCUUCUUCUUCUUCUUCUUCUUCUUCUUCUUCUUCUUCUUCUUCUUCUUCUUCUUCUUCUUCUUCUUCUUCUUCUUCUUCUUCUUCUUCUUCUUCUUCUUCUUCUUCUUCUUCUUCUUCUUCUUCUUCUUCUUCUUCUUCUUCUUCUUCUUCUUCUUCUUCUUCUUCUUCUUCUUCUUCUUCUUCUUCUUCUUCUUCUUCUUCUUCUUCUUCUUCUUCUUCUUCUUCUUCUUCUUCUUCUUCUUCUUCUUCUUCUUCUUCUUCUUCGUCGUCUCCUGGUGCUCAGAUUGCUAAUAGCCCUUAAUUGAUUGAUUUGUGACUUCCUUUAAAUGUUGGGAAGAAAAGAUUGAAAGACCCGCUCUCCUGCGUGUGUGUGUGUGUGUGUGUGUGUGUGUGUAGACAGACGGUGACAUUAAAGUAGGAAAGUAAGAGCCUCCUCCUCCUCCUCCUCCUCCUCCUCCUCCUCCUCCUCCUCCUCCUCCUCCUCCUCCUCCUCCUCACUUUCGCCAUCAAUUUGCCGCUCUCCUUUAAUUAACAAUCUCUUCUUUUACCUCUUCUUUCCUACCCAGCUCGUCUACAAUGCCUCCUCCUCCUCCUCCUCCUCCUCCUCCUCCUCCUCCUCCUCCUCCUCCUCCUCCUCGAUGGUGGUAGAAUCAAUACAUUCGAGCGCCAGUCUUGUUGGUGCCAUUACCCUUAGUGGCAGUUGUGGUGGCGGUGGCGAUUGUGGUGGUGGUGGUGGUGGUGGUGGUAACAUUUAUCGACACGCUUCCCUCACUGCCACCAAGACGACCACUGCCUCUACUACUCUUGUCGUUGUUGUUGUUGUUGUUGUUGUUGUUGUUGUUGUUGAUGUUGUUUUUGUUGUUGUUACUACUCGUCUUGUUAUUGUCAUGAUUUCGUUUUUUUCCCUUUCUUUUUUUCUUUUUCUUUUUCUUUUUCUUUCUACUCUCUUCUUUAUUUGUUAGGUAAAGUUAGUUCAGUCAGUGUGUUUUCUUCUUUCUCUCUCUCUCUUUUCUCUUUUCUCUCCCUCCUUUCUCAACCUUAUAUUUUCAGCUCUAGUUCAUAAAUUUUCCCUUUUUCUGGUUUCCCCUACCUGUUUUUCUUCUUAAAGUGAUUAUUUCCGGUAGUAAUAAGCAGACAUUUUUCUUCCAUCUUUUUCCCUUUUCCUUACUUUUCUUUCUUCUGCAGCUAUUUUAUUAGUAGACGGCUUAUUUCCUGUCACUUUCCUUUGUUUCCCCACUUGGAUAUAGAAGUAGUAGUUGUAGUUGUUGUUGUUGUUGUUGUUGUUGUUGUUGUUGUUGUGUUGGUGGUGGUGGUGGUGGUGGUGGAAAAACAAGAAUAAGAUAAAUAAUAAUACUAGUAACAGACACACACACACACACACACACACACACACACACACACACACACACACACACACACACACACACACACACACACACACACACACACAGAGAGAGAGAGAGA